Messenger RNA from Malaya genurostris, 744 nucleotides. Its product is annotated as V-type proton ATPase subunit G-like. The transcript has 3 exons. Gene Ontology annotation, cellular component: vacuolar proton-transporting V-type ATPase complex. Gene Ontology annotation, molecular function: proton-transporting ATPase activity, rotational mechanism. The record is from RefSeq and is a predicted model, not a curated record. Gene Ontology annotation, biological process: proton transmembrane transport. Lineage: Eukaryota; Metazoa; Arthropoda; Insecta; Diptera; Culicidae. The coding region runs from base 152 to 505 and encodes 117 amino acids.
GUCGUCGUCGUCUGGCCUACGGCAAAGGUAAAUCAACUCGUGACUCCAGUGCGAACGGUUCUACACCAUCAGCAGCGGCGGUUUGAUUUUCACCCUUCCGGUCUGUUUCUUUGAUUUUGCUUCGUACCAUCAUCCAGGAUCGGCAUCCACCAUGGCUAGCAACACCCAGGGUAUCCAGCAGUUGCUGGCCGCUGAGAAGAAAGCCGCCGAAAAGGUUGGCGAAGCCCGCAAGCGUAAAACCCGUCGCUUGAAGCAGGCCAAGGAUGAAGCCACCGAGGAAAUCGAGAAGUACCGUGCCGAGCGUGAGAAGCAAUUCAAGGAGGCCGAAGUUAGGCACAUCGGUUCCCGUGAGGGCGUAUCCAACAAAAUCGACGCUGACACCCGGGUUCGCAUCGACGACAUGAACCGUGCCCUCAAAACUCAUAAGGAAUCCGUUAUCGUGAAUGUGCUGGAUCAUGUGUACGCCAUCAAACUGGAAUUGCACAAGAAUGCCCGUAAGGAGUAACGGGCUUCGUCACAUUCCCCCAAAGCAGUUUUAUUUUAUUUUAUGAAAAUUGAACCAACACAGUACUUUGUUUUCAUUACCCUAUAUUCGUGAAUUCUUUUCAACGUAAGGAGGAAGUCCGCCGCUGCGAAAUGUAUUGAUCAAGUCAUCUUGAACUAGAUUUAUUGUAAAUAAGAUCAUGUUAAAAGGAAACGCUUUAGGUUAUAUAAAACUAAUAAAAAUUGUUGUCCGUAUGACAA